Aptenodytes forsteri (emperor penguin) is the source of this 1044-nucleotide messenger RNA. RefSeq lists its product as uncharacterized. The transcript has a single exon. NCBI's taxonomy places the organism in Eukaryota, Metazoa, Chordata, Aves, Sphenisciformes, Spheniscidae. The record is from RefSeq and is a predicted model, not a curated record. Bases 1 to 1044 code for a protein of 347 amino acids.
AUGCGACCUUUAAUUAAGACCGAGACUGUAGAUGGUGGUCAAGGGGGAGUCCAGCAAGUUACUACCCACAUCGUUCCUUAUUCCCCUACUGAUUUGGCUAAAAUUCAGGAAACAUAUUCCCAGGGACCCCAAGAAAAGGAAACUGAGUAUGUAUGGAGAGCAUCUCUUACCGGGGGUGACUGUAUCUUGCUGAGUGAGGAUGAGGCAAGAGGGUAUUGGGGAUUGGGGAUUUUUAUAACCACAAAUGACAACAGAGAGCCUUGGUCCCUGACCCAAAGGGUAGCAUAUUGGGCAGAUGGACUGGAUCCUAUGGAAAGGGGAGACCCCUUCUUGAUUAAAACGCCUACGGCAGGUCACAUUUUAGAGAGCGUACAGAAAACUGCAUGUCUCCAGUUGAUGCAUGACCGAUUACUGGUUCCACAACAGCCCUCUCCCACGCAAUAUGUGGCAGACCCCGACAGGUUGCACCCUCUUAUAAGGGGACUACCUUAUGCCUUGAAAUUAUAUGUGGUGCAACUAAAAGAUCGGUUGAGGGCACCCCGACCCCAGAGAAGGGGAGGUCCCCCAGAGAUAACAUGGGGAGAAGUAGCACAGGAAUUGAUUAAUUACGGGGGACAAAUGGGAUUUACCGGUCUGGGAGAGACAAAAUCCAAGGCGGACCUUAGAAGGGUGGAAGGGAACGGGGGAAUAAAAGCUACGCCCUCGCACAAUCCUCGACCCACCCCGGCGAGGCCAACGCAACCGCCUGAUAAUAGAAGAUACAUACCAUGGGCAGAGGGCAUUUCAAAAGGGAUUCCCAGGGAGGUGAUGAACGGGUUGCCCACUCCCAAACCGGAAAGUUUGGUGAAAAGCUGGGACAAAAUAAAGGGAACCCCAUCUCUCUCAGACCCCAAGGAUCUUCCUCUCCUAUCCCGGGAACCUGGAAUAAUAACCCCAUCUGCACCCCGGGAGACUGACUUGAUCGAUUUGAGCAUCCCCGAGUUGGGAAACCCCCUCUGCUGUCCCCAGUCAGUGAGCCGAGGGACGGCCGGUGGAUCUAUUUAA